CGGUGACGUCAUACAUGCUGCACAUUGAAGAAUCCCAUGAUGCUUUGCGAUUCAAGAUGUCGUACGCGACGAGCGGGAUGAGUCACUAAUGGGGUCUUUUUAAUCAGUCGUCAUCCCGGUAAGAAUUCCACUAUUUGUCUCCAACUCGACAGAAAUUGAGCUCUAAUAGCUGAUGCUCCGAAACAAUUCAUGGAAUGCGUGAUCCUCGUCCAGAAACGAACGGAGUCGACCCCAUGAGCUCCAGUGCAGAAAUGAGUGACAAUGCAUGGGAUGACUCGCGCAUUGCCCAGCAAAGUUCAGGUGUCCAUCGAGCCCAGCAGCAAGGAGGUCCGGUAGCACCCCAGCGAGCCCGAGAUGAUGCAGCUGUGGGGUAUUUCUACCAACGUCCUGGUAAUGAUAUGGGGGCUGAUGGAGGACAACCAGGUAACAAACAACGCUGGGCAGUGGGUGAUGAUAGCGUGAUUGAUCAGGUGCGAUCAGGUGAUGUUGGUAAGGUGAACAAUAUGUUCCAAGCUCUCCAGAUAGGCAACGAUGGAAGAGAGUUUGACGUUUCGACUAAGAAGUUCUGGGACAAUGAUGAAAACAAGGGGGAUGUGUUCUUGAACCAGUGGCCUGGCCCUGGCAGUCAAACAUGGGGAGUGCCUACAUCCGGUAAGAUGGACAAGGACCAUGCAGUAUCACAGCCAAUCAUGGUACAGCGUCGUCUAUCUCCAGCUACCUAUCAGGGACAGGAAAGUACUGUGUUGUCCCCACGAUCAGACACCGGUGGGUUAGGAUUGAGCAUGGCAGAGUAUGUCUUAGCAACAUCACCACAGGGCAAAGCGGAUAUGGAAGGCAAACUCAACCACCGCAUGAAAACAGGAUUUCCUGGACCAGGCCCAGCUGGUGAUGCAGACCCAACUGGCAAGAAUGGCACCAAGAAGAGUAAAACACCGUCUCCAUUUGAAGAUGAAGGAGAAGAGAAGAAUGGAGUAGAGAACAAUGGUCUUCCACACAAGGAAGAAGAUGGUUCCUACAUGCGUAAUCCAGGUAGCCGUAAUGCCUCCCCAACUGAGACUGAAGAUCCUCGCCUACAGCAUGCUCAUCAGAACCCCAACAUGCCUCCUGAUUCCUCCCAUCAUCAGCAGCAACCUCAACAACAACAACAGCAACAACAACAACAGCAGCACCGGGCAAUGUAUCAGCAGCACACUCGUAAUCAACAGGCUACUGCACAUCAUGGCUUGACUCAGCAGGAGGUAGCGUACAUUGAACAGCAGCAACAACAACAGCAGCAGCAGCAACAGCAGCAACAGGUACCUGGACAGCUUCAGAUUGACACGGGACAAAUGGACUCUGGUAGUAACAUGGGGGACCAGCUACAAUUUGACUACACAGCCCAGCAGAUGGUGCCUAGUAUGGAUAGUCCUAGCUAUGUAGACUACUCACAAGGGCAGCCUGGUUCAGUGCAGAUGUUCCAGCAGCGGCAAGCAACACCGCAGGCAAUCACUGUGCAGCAGUUAACACCACAACAGCAGCAGCAGUAUGCCAUUGCUGCAGCAGCACAGCAACAGCAACUGGGUUUGGCACAGACUGCCUUUGCUCCCAAUCCAUACAUCAUAGCUGGGGCUCCCAAUGGCCAGGAUCCAUACUCUGUUGCCAUCCCAGGUGGCGCAACUGUUGUACAGCCACAGUACUAUGGUGUGGCCCCAUGGAGCGUGUAUCCAGUUGGUAUCAUACAACAACAACAAGGUCAACAACAACAAGGGCAGCAACAACAGCCUCAACAACAACAACAACAACAACAGGUACGUGGACAAAAUGGCCGCCCAAUGACUCCACAACAGCAACAACAACAGCAGCAACAACAGCCACAAGGGGACCAAGCUGGUAACCAGGCUACUAACAACCAAGCUGCAGCCAUGGCACAGGCACAAGCACAGGCCCUGCAAGCUGGUUACCAAGUGCUUGCACCAGCCUAUUAUGACCAAACCGGUGCCCUGAUCAUCAACCCUAGACCAGGAACAGUUGGUGCACCCAUGCGCCUUGUGUCACCAGCACCUGUCAUUGUCAGUGCUCCACAACAAGCCUCUGUAAUGAACGGCCUACCUGCCAAUGGUUUUCGUCUGAUGGGUAACCAACAGCAAGGUCAACAACAAGGCCCAGCAGCAUUGUCUAUGUAUGGUAGUAAUGCCAUGGCUUCCAACGCCCCACAGAACAACGCAGGUAGCUUGGGUACAUACACACCAACCAGCUCAGUCUUUAGUAAUGGCAGCAUUGGGGCUGUCGGCUCAUCUGUUGGCCCUAUUGGAACCAGCUUGGGUUCUUCUGGUCCGGACUCUCCUACAGCACGUCGUGAUUCUCUGACGGGUAGUGACUACAAGCGCCAAGGCCUGUCCAUGAGUCAGUUCUAUGGCAGCUCACCCCAGCUGGGACCUAUAGGAAUGCCAUCUGCUGGAGGGUCUCUCACCCCACCACCAUCACAAAGUGGAUUAGGUGGACUUGGACUUGAUAACCUGUUGACUGCACCAAGUUCCUCAUGGGAUCGUACACUUCAGAAGAGAGACUGGGGGGCUGGGAGAGCUGUCAAUCCAGCGGCACCCUUUGGGUCAGAGGUGAAGUUCCGUAGUGGAGCUGCCACUACCUCCAGCGGUUGGUCCAACACCCUCUUCCCCCCUCGUAGCCUUCGUAGCUCUGCCUACAUGGAGAAGAGUGCUCCUGGACGUAGUCGACUGCUGGAAGACUUCCGCAACAAUCGCUUCCCCAACCUUCAGUUGCGGGAUCUGUCUGGUCACAUUGUGGAGUUCUCACAGGAUCAACAUGGAUCCCGGUUCAUUCAGCAGAAACUAGAGAGGGCUACUUCCUCAGAGAGACAAAUGGUGUUUAGUGAGAUACUAGGAGCAGCCUACAGCCUGAUGACUGAUGUCUUUGGUAACUAUGUCAUCCAGAAGUUCUUUGAGUUUGGCACCACAGAGCAGAAGCAGGCAUUGGCCCAGCGUAUCCGAGGCCAUGUCCUGCCAUUGGCUCUACAGAUGUAUGGAUGUCGUGUCAUUCAAAAGGCAUUGGAGUCCAUUCCUCCAGAGCUUCAGCUGGAGGUCGUUCAGGAGCUAGAUGGUCAUGUCUUGAAGUGUGUCAAGGAUCAGAAUGGCAAUCAUGUAGUACAGAAGUGCAUAGAGUGUGUGGAUCCUGUGGGUCUGCAGUUCAUCGUAGAGGCCUUCCGUGCUCAGGUCUUCUCCCUGUCUACUCAUCCCUAUGGAUGUCGUGUCAUCCAACGUAUCCUAGAACACUGCACGGUAGACCAGACCAAGCCAUUACUGGAUGAACUACAUGAGCACACAGAACAACUUGUACAGGAUCAAUAUGGCAAUUAUGUCAUACAGCACGUGUUGGAGCAUGGUCGUCCUGAGGAUAAGAGCAAGAUUGUGGCAGAGCUGAGAGGAAAUGUGCUACCCCUCAGCCAGCACAAAUUUGCCAGCAAUGUGGUUGAGAAGUGUGUGACACACAGUUCUCGUCCAGAGAGGGCGCUACUUAUUGAUGAGGUCUGCUCUUUUAAUGAUGGAAACAACAGUUCCUUGUACACCAUGAUGAAAGACCAGUAUGCCAACUACGUUGUACAGAAGAUGAUUGAUGUUGCUGAGCCCAACCAGCGCAAGAUCCUGAUGCACAAGAUACGGCCACAUGUUGGCACACUGCGCAAGUUUACCUAUGGCAAGCACAUCCUGGCCAAGUUGGAGAAGUUCUUCAUGAAGAGCAGCAAUGACCUGGGACCCAUUGGUGGGCCUCCUAAUGGGAGCCUCUCUGUUUGAGUGCAUGGCCUUCCAGACUCAGUUGAUGGCCUUCAAGAGUUUGUUGAUGGCCUUCCAAAGCCAGUUGAGCUCCACUUCUGAUCAUGGCCUUUUGGUCUUUGGUAAGUUAACUGUAGGUUUUUUAAGGUUUUGAACUGGAUGGUGUAAGCUUUAAGCUUGUCUGAGUUUGAUGUGAGACAGUUUAUUGGUGGUUGUUGAAAGGAUAUUGUUUGACAUAAACUACGAAUGCAUGUCUUUAAUUAUUGUUAGUUUCAUGAGGGGGUCAUUUAUGGCUUGGAUUUAGGCUUUGUGAAUUUUUUCCGUCAUCUUUAUAUUGCUUUGAUUUAUUGAAUACAAAAUUCUUUUGAUGAUUGAAUAUGUGAGUGAAUACAUAUUUUUAAGGUAAGUGGCAGACAAAAGAUGUGGUGGUGUAAAAAAAAAAACAAAAAAAAAUCUGAAAGAUAAAAUAUUACCAUAAAUUGGGAGCUUACUUGAAGAGUUGAACACUUAUUAUGAAAAAGGAAAACUUGAUUAUGUAAUGUUCUAUGAAUCAUUACAAAAACUUUUAGUUUGAAAUGUUUUGUAUGUCUUUUUAAUUUUUUUAUGUUCUUUAUUACUGUAAAGAAACAUUUUACAUCUUUUUUUGUGUCGGAGGCGAGGUCGUCGUGGUCUUCAGUUAGUUAAUUUUAAAAAGGUGGAAGGAUUUCUACAUUUGUUGAAUAUCUGGGUUCUAUCAUUUGUAAGGAGUGAUGAUGUUUGCUUUUCAAACUUGAAUUUUUAUUUCAUUUUUUAAUCAUUACAAGUUUUUCAGUAAUGCUCAAUAGCAUGUAAGUAUUUAGAAAAUACUAAACAGACAAAAAGUGCCGGCUUUGUUUUUUUUUCCCGGAUUUACUGUAGUUUUUGUGGAGUGUUUGAACAUAAAAAGGCUCAGAUUUAUUAUUAUGCUUGCUUUGUAAGAAACACCCUUUGUAGAAAAUGUAGACAUAAUAGAAUAUGUAUAGUAUAUGCAGUGUUUUUGUAGAUAGUGGUGACCAUUUAGAGCCAUAGUUGGUGUAGGAACAGAGCACUUCAUUUCUGCAGGAAUUUGGAUGAAAAUGUUUAGAGUGUACAUUUUUCAAGAAAGUCAAUUUUGUUAUUAAAAAAAAUAUGACAAACCAUGUUUACAAUUAUUCAAGGAUUUUAGAUCCCUAAAAAGAAUGCCAACUUGCCAAGCAUUGGUGUUGAUCAAGUGCUCCCUUACCUACUAUGGCUCUAGAUAUCAUUCAUAUCUCAGUCAUUUUGGAACAAUAGGGAUAUAUGGUUGUAUAUGUAUUGGUGUAAGAUUGCAUAUAAUUGAAUAUACAUUUAGUGGCAUACAGUAGAAUAGGUGUCUAGACAGUCUAGUUGUAAUUUUGGCUUACUUGUAAGUUUUGCUGUCUCUUUUCAAACCAUUUUUUUUUAUAUUCCCAUGAAAAUUCCCUGUCCUCAAAAUGAAUUUUGAAAAAGAAAAUGCUUAAUUCACAAACCUACAAAAUGUAAAAAUAUAAGUAUUUUUUAAUCAGGUAAAAACACAAACAGUCUUCUUGAGAACAUUUGUCAUGCUUGCAUUUGGAUUUUGUUCCUCCCGAGUGUCUUGUUUUGUAAGUAAGGCAAAUUAGCUGCGCUGUUUGUUCCUUAUCAAAAUAGAAGCUAAGCACGUUGUCUGUAGGUGAAUUCAGUCUUCCAGUAUGUGCCUUGGUAUUAUAAAGGACAGUGUAUUGCAAAUUUUGUUCUACCCAAAUUUCCAUCACAUUUUAAUUUACAGUUAAACAAGAGCUUGAAACCAAAACAAUUUCACGAUUAAUGUGACAUCCAAACAACUGAACUUUGAGUCUUCAUAUUUUCUACAUUAAGAAAAAUCCACCGCCCUGAUUAUUUGUUGGUUUUAUUGUCUUUUUGUUUUCCAAGUCGGAUACUUCCCUUUGUACCCUUUCAGCUCCUCAUCCAGGAUAUCGGCCAGACGGCCACACUUGAGAUAUCCUAGGAUAUUUGGAUGUGCACUCCAAAUAUAUGGGAUGCAGGGUCCAAUUAUGUGAGAAGUAUAUGAAAACUGAACAGGUGAACUCAAUGUUACCUAGUGAUAUUGGUUGCAUGAAAGAUGAAAAUUGAUAAGGAAAACAUACAGUAUCAGUGGAUUAUUUGGUAAACUUUUGAGUGAUUUCAUUGGUUACUUGAAGUAAAAUGUGAUAUUGCAUUGGUUGCUCUUGUAUAGGAGCUUUGUUGGCAACUUAAUUUGAAAAGGAGCAGCCCAGGUCCAAAGAGUCUGGAUGCAGAAGCCACAAAAACAGGUGAAGUCAUCUUCUCAACAGAAGAUGAAAGUUCUUGUCUGUAUUUUGAGGUUGAGUUGUCUGGAACACAUGGAUUAUUUGGGCUGUAGUUGCUGAGUAGAAAUUAAGGGACAGAAUUGUCAUGUGGGAUAUGUGCUCUCCAUCUAAGUCUGCCAUCUGCCAUCUUGGUGGAAACGGUAUCAUUGAUCAGUAUCCAAGACAUAUGAAAAGAAAACACCAUGCUACCCAACCCAGAAGGUUUUCCGAAUACUUCUUGAACAGCUUCUUUUUUUAGUUUAAACUAUAGAAUUUUAGGUUUAUUAAUUGUAUUUUAAAUGUACAUUUGAAUUGUUGGGGUUUUUUUUUGUAAAUUUAUUUCUGACCCUUUUGCUGAUUCCAAACAUGUAAAAGUUGACAAUUUGGUUUUGUUCAAUCCUUUUUUAAGGUUUUGGCAAUUAGUACAUGCGGAUCAAAGAAUGCCCAAAUUGUCAAAGAAAAACCAGUCAAACCAGUCGCACAUAAUGAUGGUGACUGCUGAAAAGUUGCCACAUUGUAUACGCAUUGCAAUGUUAGUCGGUGUCAAGUUUGCCUGAUGAUAAAUUUGUUACCCCACUUGUGCUUGUGGAACACGAAAAAUGUAGUGCAUCUGUGUCGCAUAUGCUGCGAGGCCGAGUUCUAGGCCUGUUUGCUUGUGGGUUAACUUAUAGUGAGUGUUCCUAGUGUGUCUCCAAGUGGAUCAUGCAAUCCUUGAGUGAAUAUGCACAUGAAUAGACUAACUGUCCAUAAUGGAAAUGCCUUACUUUCCCUUGCAUUUGUCUGUUUGAACAGGUGUUAGCAUUUACAUCCCGUAUAUCGGAUAUUCUCCUACAUGAGCUCUUUGGUCUAAGGACUUGACAUUAAGACCUACUGCUUCAAGCAUUCAUUACUAUAACAAGUUGUCAGUGGGCAAUGCUUUAUCCAACAGACUCAAGUUUUUGAUUUGUAAAAAAAAUAAUGUUGUACUGCACUGUCCAUCAAGCAGCAAGGCAUAGCUGGUUCCAUUGGUGCUAAACAUUUGUUUGUAAAGAAAAUCGUUUUCCACUUAAAUAGCUAUCCACACUUUCUGUGGGUACCUCUGUACAUUACGUCGGCCAUUUUUUGCAUUGGUUCGACCCUGUAAAUUACUGUACCAAAUUAAAUAAGUCAUGAGACCUAAGGACAACAAUAUGUACAAGUAUGACGUUUUUGGUGAUUUGCCAAAUGUCCAUGGCUGUUUUCCUAUGGCCUUAAGCAUCAUGCCUAAUCUACCCUUAUCUUGUUGGGCCCAGUUAUCAUAAUCAUUUCAAGCUGGUGUGUAAAUGUAGACCACUCAGUUGAGUAGUGUAUGGCAAAUUAAUUUGUGUCUAGAACAUUUCACAUAGUUGUGUGUGUGGAAGGACAUUGUAGUAAUUCAUGCAGCAAGCUGCCUGUCUGGUGUCCCAUGUAUCAAAUAUUGCACUGAUUUUCUGGGUCUUAUUCUGAUAAAAGAAAUUGACAAGAUGCUUGCUACCUAGAAGCCAUCUUCUAAUAAUCAUGAAAUGUUGACAUUGGCUUAAAUGUUUAAACCCAAAAUGUGAUGUCCAAUGCCCAAUUUGAUAUGUAUGUGUAUAUGCAACAAACUCCAUUCAAUCAGGUCAUUAGCAAGUCAAGAGUACAUUACUCGUACAUUCAUCCUCAACCUGUUCACAAUGUGGUGUCAACAAGCAUCACUCUAAGCUAGUUAUGCUUGUAAUAGGUGGUUUUGUUACAUCCAGAUUACAGCAACAAAAGCUUGCAAAAAUUGUAGAUUCUUUUGGACUUAGACUUAUUGCCAUGAGACUGUGAGACAUGUUUCAUGUGACUUAAUACUAGAUAUAAUAGUCACUUUCCAAGUAAAAUGUGUACAGUACAAUACCUGAUGUGAAUGAAUAUGCACCAGCAAAUGUACAAAAUGUUCCAUAGAUUUUGAACAAUUUUUUUGAAUAUUGACAAUACCAGACAAUAUAUGUACAGUUUUUUGCCUAGUAAGUCGUUUUUGCCAACUAAAUUAGAUGUGAGAUGCCACUCCUUUUGGCACUGCAAUGAUUUUGAUACAACACAGAAGAAAUUAUUUUUCUUUCAGAUUUGCUGCCCUUAAGAAAUUGUGAAUAUCAAUUUGGCCAUUUUUUAUCAUGGUUUUUUGGAUUAGUGCUUAGAUGUAUUGUAUUAUAAUUCCACAUUGACAAGUCGGCUACAUUUCAAAGGGCUUGGUGUAUAUUGAAUAUUUUCUUGCAAAACAUUAAUGGGGAAUUUUUUUAAUCCCAAAAAUUGUUGAUAUUUUGUCGGUCUUAUUGCUUCUUUAUAUCUAUAUAUUUCUCUGUUGUCUUUUUCGUUGGUUGCUUAUAAUUUUUGGGUUGUCAGGAGAUUUUGUUAUAAAUAUCUUAUAAAAACGAGGAUUAAUUUUAUUUGUGCAUACUAAGGUACCCUCAAGAACUGGCUGGUUUGUAAUAUGUUUCCUCCAGUAAGCAUGUAUACAUUGUAGAUUUAUUAUUGAUACUGUAAUUGCAAAUAGUGAACAAUCCUGAACAUUUUCUGCUACUGACCUGUAUAAAAAAAGAUUAUGUACAAAAGAUGUAAAUUCCCGAGUAAACUAUGAAACAAUAAUGUAUAAAAGACUUCCUGCCGGAAAUACAGUUUGACAUGAUGUUGAUAGUGAAAUGAGGUCGUUCCACCAUUAAAUUACAACUUUAAUUGUUGGUGCAAAAGUAGGGUUUUUUCGGGUGGGGGUAGUUUGUUUGUUGCUGGGGUACACAGAUAUAAUAAGUGGCCUUUGACUAUGCAAGAUUUUAAUUGAAAAAAAAAAUGUAAUAAAAAAAUACGUCAGGAGAAAACGUUAUCACGUUAAAAAAUUGUUUACAGUACAUCUUUAAUAAGCUCCAUUUAAUCCCAAUUGAAUGUUGACACGUGAGAUUGGUCAUGCAUACUUUGUGUUUGAUUCUUCAGCUGCUUUUGAUAGCACACGACUUCAUCGUCAUUCUUUUUUUAUCCCAUCCAUAUAGAAUCUGUGUUUUAUUUAUAAAAAAAAAAAAUUCCAAAAAAACAUAAAACAACAACAUAUUGCAUGUGAAGAAGACAAGAGGAUUACUCAAAGUUGAGAGACAAAGAAGCACCAACAAUUAUAGUGUGGACAUUGAAUGGUGGGGGACUUCCUACCCUUCUGUACCAAAACGACGUUGUAAAUUUGUAGUUUUAUUCUUUUCUCUUAGUCUCCCCCCCCCCCGAAACUUGGUCAUUGUGACAUGUUAAAACAUAAAAGCGUACUCCCAUUGACCCUUCGAUACGCCAACAUUGUAACAGUCUUGCAGUUGAUUAUUUUGGUCGAUGUUUCUGUAAAAAAGAAAACAGAUUCUAUCCAUAAUUGAAUUCUUUCUGUCCGGUCUUUCCCUCAAGUUCAACUAAAUCAUACAAAACCUAAAAAUAGUGCCUUGAGCAAAUUAUUCUUUGUAAUAACAAUAGUUGAUUUGCAUUUAUAAUCCUCAGCAUUGUAAAUGGUGUAAAAAUGAAAUCAGCGCAUUUGGCGGAAUUUUUGGUAAAAGACAAUUCUUUUCUUUCAAUUUGGAUAUCUCUUUUUCUAUCAAUGUACCCUAAUUUGUAGAUGCUUGUGCUUAAGAAUCCGUGCCCUGUAAUUCUUUUGUCAACACAGUCCUUAUACUAAAUGGAACGCCUUAUAUUUGGAAGGUUGUCUAGUUUCAAGUUGAAUGGGUUUUUGUUCACUGUGUAUAGUAUGUGACUGGUGUACCUUUCGUUGAGGGUCAGUGUUCAUGUGCUUGGUGUGUGCAAGUUGACACAAAUCUCCGAUUUCUGGCAAUAUCCUCCGUGUGUCACGUGUCGGGUCUCCCAGGAACUGAGUAGCAAAUUAAAUUGGGAAAAAUGCUUCGAGAUAAGUGACCAGUGUCUCAACAUAAAAGGAAAACGCACUGUUUGUGUCUGUAUAGAUUAACCAAGUUCAUCGUGCCAAGCAUGUUGUGCACAGAGUAUAUUACGGUCUUGUAAAAUUUAGUGGAAAUAUUUUCUUUGUAAGAUUAUGUAAUCUAUGUCGUUCUUUGGACCUGCACAUUUUUGAAGACAGCUACAAACUUUUGGUACAGAAAACAUCGGUGUACAUUGAUGUAUUAUCGCGUUCGAACCAAGUAAAUAAAAGAAAUAGACGUUUGUAAUCAAAGUAUGAACAUAGUAUAUGAAUAACGGUAAAUAAAUUGUAAAUGCUUUCUCCUUCCCAAGGUAAUAUAAAUAGGCCAACGUGCCAAAAUUUGUUAAAUAACCAUUUCUCUGUGUAUACAUGUGCCGUAAAUGAGAUAAUUUAUUUCCUGUUUGAUAAAUUUCUUUGAACUUUUUUUUUCUUUUUGGGAAGAAACAAAUUAUUAAAAUAUGGCCGUUGUAGAUUUGUGUAAUUAAUGUAAUAUUUUUCUUUUGUGGCAAGGUGUUUUCGCUGAUAUAAUUUUACAGUUUUAUUUUUAGUUUCACAUUGCAGAGCAGAGUUCAACAAACUCUAGCGAGUAUUGAACCUUUAUUCUGUUUCCUUCCGUAGUGAUUUUUGAUAUUGUAUUCAAAUGCAAACUGGGUUUUUUUGGCGUGAUGCCAAAGUAAGAACACUAAGGACGGACAAUGAAUGGUCAUUCGUUGUAAACCUCGUGAAAGUUAUCUCGAGAUGUUUAUAGUGAAAUGUAGUGUAUAAUGGAUAUGCGUAUGCUGUGCAACGCGUCCAGUGAACAGAGAUGUCUUUUAAGAGUUUAGAAAAGUUGUAUUAAAAAGCUGAUACAAGUGUAAUUGCCUAGUUUAUGCGCAUUAAUAAUUGUACUUCUAGUACCGCUUCAGUGUUUAUUAACAGGCAGAAAAACUCCCAUCCAUCAUAGGUUUUGACUUAUUUACUCAAUAAAAUUUCCAGCUUUUGCAAAUGUGA
Messenger RNA from Patiria miniata (bat star), 10985 nucleotides. RefSeq names its product pumilio homolog 2-like. Gene Ontology annotation, molecular function: mRNA 3'-UTR binding. The record is from RefSeq and is a predicted model, not a curated record. Gene Ontology annotation, cellular component: cytosol; cytoplasm. Gene Ontology annotation, biological process: miRNA processing; regulation of mRNA stability. The coding region runs from base 195 to 3785 and encodes 1196 amino acids. NCBI's taxonomy places the organism in Eukaryota, Metazoa, Echinodermata, Asteroidea, Valvatida, Asterinidae. The transcript is spliced from 22 exons.